AAUUGUUACAAGUAGAGCUUUCCUGUCUUGUGGUGUUCUUGUUAAUGUUUAAUGACUGAAAAGUCUGAAAUAAAUACAUUUCUUCUGCUUUUGCUACCGUUGAGAAUCUAUGCUCUUUGUGCCAAGUCAAACUAUUGCAUCUUAUCGAAGAGAGGUAAUUGCAGAGCAGAGUAGGUCAGAGAAGUUACAUGGUCAUCUGCAGGAGACUUCGACUUAAACAAAGAAGAAAAAGAAGCAAGCUAAUUCAUUAUUUACUUAUAUAUACAGUUAUACACAUAAUUUAAAACAGUGCCCUCUCAUCAUCAUUGAGCAAGUCAAAGAAGUUAAAACUACAUGCAACUAGCAUUUCUUGAUUUAUAAUAUGUUUUAUAAAAACUUUUUCAAACUACUAUUCCAAAGCUGAGAAAAAAGAGAUAUGUGCACGUAUGUAAAAUAACCUAGUUUAAAGAUAGAAUUUCCAAACUGAAAACAUUUGACCCUGACUAAUUAAAACCUCAUUUAACCACAGCUUCUCAUAAUGUCAAUAUAUGAAAGUCAGCUUAGUUACGUUUUUGAGUAGAUUUCAUUACUGCAUUUGCCACAAACAUGGUAGAUAUACUCAUUGAAGGUGAUUAGGUGAAAACAAAUCAGAUUACAGCUUAAACCUUCUGUCUCAUGUAUAUUCCAUCAGCUAGACAGUAACAAGCAAAGAUGCAGAACAAUAAAAGCACAGAGCAUUGUAACCAAAACUUGACUUGAUGAUAAGACUACCAAAGUAAUUAACCCACAAAACUGUAAGAAAUAAUGAUGACAUAGGCACUCAUCUAUUACCAAUUCAAUAGGAAAGAAUCUUUAUUGGCUUUUCUUUGAUAGUGUCUUCCAUGUAAAGGUCAACUCAGGGUAAUCAGUAGUUGGAAAACAUAAUUCUCAUGGAAAAGAAAAAAAUAGUGCAGAAGAAUCUGAGAUUCACAACAAGCUAAGGCGGGAGAGACGAUCAUUGUUAUUCCAGAUGGCUGGGGUUCUAGAAUCUUUUUUCUGGAUAAUAAUUUGUAUCCAUGUGGUGUCUUUGGUGCUAGCUCAGGAUAGGGAUCAGUUUCUGCACUACAACUUCAGUCAAGCAGACCUGCAUCUUGACGGCAUGGCAAAUAUCGAUGAUGGCCGAUUGCAUCUUACAAAUAAUACAACUAAGAGCACUGGUCAUGCGUUCAACAAAACCCCUAUGCAGUUCACAGCGUCAUCUUCCUUUUCAACAGAAUUUGUCUUUGCAAUGUUGCCAUUGCAAGGCGACGGUCAAGGAAUGGCUUUCGUAGUAUCUCCUACCAAAGACCUCAGGUAUGCCGGCGCUGCAACUUCAGAUUUAGGGAUUUUCAAUAAAACAAAUGAUAACAAAACUGAAAACCAUAUUCUUGCUAUAGAGCUUGACACUAAUGAUAGCUCUGAGUCAUUUGACAAAAGCGGUAACCAUGUGGGGAUUGAUAUAAACAGUAUAGUCUCAGUUGAAUAUGCGAACGCUAGUUACUUUAAUGAUACUCAGGGAAAGAAUAUAACUCUGUCGCUUGCUAGUGGUAAAAGUAUUCUGAUCUGGAUAGAUUAUGAUGGAAUAAAGAAACUACUCAAUGUAACGUUAGCUCCAGUACCAACUCCAAAGCCAGUUUCGCCUCUCUUUUCAAGAUCCAUCAAACCAAGGGUGCCACUCUUGUCAAGAUCCAUCAAUCUUUCAGAAAUUUUCAAUGAGACAAUGUAUGUAGGUUUCUCAGGAUCUACAGGCACAGUCAAAAGUGACCAAUAUAUCCUUGGAUGGAGUUUCAAGAAAGGUGGACAAGCAGAAAGCCUUGACAUCUCAAAGAUUUUGGAUCCACCUAAUCGACCUCCACCACCCCUUCCGCCAACCUCGAGGUCUAAAGACUCUAAGAAUAUUAUAAUCAUAAGCGUUACUGUAACAUCAAUUGCUUUUCUGUUGAUCUUGGGAGGAAUUUUGUAUUUUUACAAAAACAAGAAGUAUGCGGAGGUGCUUGAACAAUGGGAAAAUGAAUAUAGUCCCCAAAGGUUCUCCUUUAAGAACCUCUACAAAGCAACAAGGGGUUUCAGGGAGAAUCGGCUACUUGGGGCAGGAGGUUUUGGAAAAGUCUAUAAAGGAGAACUUCCUUCAGGUACACAAAUUGCGGUUAAGAGAGUCUAUCAUGAUGCAGAACAAGGAAUGACACAGUAUGUCGCAGAGAUCGCUAGUAUGGGAAGGCUAAGGCACAAGAACUUGGUGCAGCUUCUUGGUUACUGCAGAAGGAAAGGUGAAUUGCUUUUGGUCUAUGACUACAUGCCAAACGGAAGCCUUGAUGACUACUUGUUCAAUAGAAACAAGCUCAAGGACCUCAGUUGGUCUCAGAGACUGAAUAUAAUCAAGGGAGUAGCCUCUGCCCUUCUGUAUCUUCAUGAAGAAUGGGAACAAGUUGUACUACAUCGAGAUAUAAAAGCUAGCAACAUUCUUUUAGAUGCGGAUCUAAAUGGAAGGUUGGGAGAUUUCGGGCUUGCAAGAUUCCACGAUCGUGGCGAGAAUCUUCAAGCAACGCGUGUGGUAGGAACCAUUGGCUACAUGGCACCAGAGCUUACAGCAAUGGGAGUGGCCACUACUAAAACUGAUGUCUAUGCUUUUGGAUCUUUCAUCCUUGAGGUGGUUUGCGGGAGAAGGCCAGUAGAACCUGAUAGACCACCUGAGCAGAUGCUUUUACUUAAGUGGGUUGCCACUUGUGGGAGAAGAGAUACUUUGAUGGAUAUUGUUGACAGUAAACUAGGAGACUUUAAAGCUGAGGAAGCCAAGCUGCUUCUAAAGCUAGGUAUGCUUUGUUCACAGAGUAACCCGGAAAGUAGACCUAGUAUGAGGGACGUAAUAAAAUAUCUGGAAGGAAAUGCCACUAUUCCAAGCAUAUCAUUUGAUACAGCUGGAUUUGGUAUGCCCAAUAUAAGCAAUGAAACGAUAACACAAAUGACAACCACCUCCUCAUCAGCCAAUUUCUCUUUUGAAGAUGUUACAAUCCUAUUUGGCGGUCGUUGAAGUCUGCAUCACAAGCUGCUAAACUUACAAGAAAGCUAUUUGUUAUUGCUACAAU
Arabidopsis lyrata subsp. lyrata is the source of this 3080-nucleotide messenger RNA. RefSeq names its product putative L-type lectin-domain containing receptor kinase II.2. The transcript has a single exon. Gene Ontology annotation, biological process: protein phosphorylation. Gene Ontology annotation, cellular component: plasma membrane. Gene Ontology annotation, molecular function: ATP binding; carbohydrate binding; protein kinase activity. The record is from RefSeq and is a predicted model, not a curated record. Bases 989 to 3025 code for a protein of 678 amino acids. NCBI's taxonomy places the organism in Eukaryota, Viridiplantae, Streptophyta, Magnoliopsida, Brassicales, Brassicaceae.